Dentiscutata erythropus is the source of this 128-nucleotide messenger RNA. The record is from the annotation of a GenBank genome assembly. NCBI's taxonomy places the organism in Eukaryota, Fungi, Glomeromycota, Glomeromycetes, Diversisporales, Gigasporaceae.
AUGUCGAGUGAACUAUCAAUAAGAAUACAGAAAGCAAUAGAAGAGUUCUUCAAUAAGAAUUCCAAUUGGACGCUACUUGGGUUUCUUAAAUACAGAGCAGAAGCUAGUGAUUUUACAUACUACAAGGG